AUUAAAUCGGUCCAAACAGACACCCCUCUCCAUCGUCUUUAAAGUGGUCGGCUCCACCCUUCUGCCAUGUUGGAUGUACGCAUCUCUGGAAGCUGCAGUCGCCGGAGUUUCCGAAUGAAAGUUGAGCUUUUAUCCUGUAACAGACACACAGGGAUUGCUUAAUUUGUUCCUCGACACAAAACCGGAUAAGUUCAGUUUCCUUGUGAAGCGGGAGCACGCCUGGAACCCCCCCCCCCCCCCCCCCCCCCAGCUGGUCCUCCUCCCACUGCAGAGGAGAUGAUCCGGUUGCAGGCCACAGCAACCGGAGCAACGCGCAUGGAUUUUGUGUAAUUACUGUCUGCUGAAUCCGUCCGGGGAUAAGUGCAUUGCUUCGGGGGUAAACUAGAAGACAUAAGGAGCCAUGAACAGCCACGCUCCGGCCCGCAGGGCUGCGAACAUCGGCUCCAUCCUCCUGACCCCGCAGGAGAACGAGUGCCUGUUCGGCUACCUGGGCAGGAAAUGCGCCACCCUGUGCUCGUCGGUGGUUCAGGUGUACGGCGCAGACCGGAGCUGCAGCUGGGUGAAGAAAUGCUGCGGCGUCGCCUGUCUGGUGAAAGACAACCCGCAGAGGUCCUACUACAUUCGAGUGUUCGACAUCAAGGAAGGGAAAACGAUGUUCGAGCAGGAGCUGUACCACAACUUCUCCAUCAGCAGCUCCAGAUCCUACUUCAUCUCGUUCACAGGAGACAACUGUCAGAUCGGUCUGAACUUCGCCAGUGAAGAAGAGGCCAAAAGAUUCAGAGCGGCCAUCAACGACCUGCUCAACCGACGGCAGCGCAAAACCGAGAAGAGAGGUGACCCUAAAAAUGGUCCGGCGCUACACAUGGCCACGGUGGACAUCAAGAACCCGGAGAUCAACAACAGCCGGUUCCACAACUCCCACAGCCACCACCACCAGCAGCAGCAGCAGCAGCAGCAGCAGCAGCAGCAGCAGCAGCAGCCGUACCACUUGAACAACAUGCUGAGCCACAGCGCGCUCCACCGCAAGGACAAGAAGUCCAAAGCCAGCAGCAAGAAGAAGAAGUUGACCAAGGCGGACAUCGGCACGCCCAGCAACUUCCAGCACAUCGGACACGUGGGCUGGGAUCCAAACACGGGAUUUGAUCUGAACAACCUGGACCCGGAGCUGAAGAACCUGUUUGACAUGUGCGGCAUCUCCGAGGCUCAGCUGAAGGACCGGGAGACGUCCAAGGUCAUCUACGACUUCAUCGAGAAGAAGGGAGGCGUGGAGGCCGUGAAGAACGAGCUGAGGAGGCAGGCUCCCCCUCCACCUCCCUCUCGUGGCGGCCCCCCUCCUCCUCCCCCUCCACCACAUCACAACUCGGGUCCUCCCCCUCCUCCUCCUCCCCCAUCCAGAGGAGGCCGUGGAGCCCCUCCUCCCCCCCCGCCGUCAAGAGCCCCCGCCUCAGCUCCUCCCCCUCCGCCUCCCUCCAGACCGGGAACUCUGGGCGCUCCGCCUCCCCCGCCUCCACCCAACAGAGGAGGCCACCAGCCCCCUCCUCCCCCCCACCACCACCACCAACAACAACAACACCACCAACCUCCCCCUCCUCCGCCCCCGCCUUCCUCGCACUCCACUUCCUCCCCACAAGGCCCGCCCCUUCCUCCUCCCCCGAUGUCCCAGCAGUCUCCAGUAGGAGGUGGUGGCGCUUUUGUUCCAGCUCAACCUCCCCCGCCUCCUCCCCCACCCCCACCUCCUGGCCCUCCUCCCCCUCCGGAGCUGGACGGCGUCUCGGGAGGCGGAGACUCCCCUCACUCCCCCGGGGGGAAGUCGGCACUGCUGGACCAGAUCCGCGGGGGGACGCAGCUGAAGAAGGUGGAGCAGAACAACAAGGCACCGGCGUCCGGGGUGGGGAGGGACGCCCUGCUGGACCAGAUCCGACAGGGGAUCCAGCUCAAGAACGUUCCCGAUCAGCCCGAGUCCGGCCCUGUGACGGCGGCUCCCAGCGCCGGCAUCGUGAACGCUCUGAUGGAGGUGAUGCAGAAGAGGAGCAAAGCCAUCCAUUCCUCAGACGAAGACGAGGAUGACGACGAAGACGAGGACUUCGAAGACGACGACGAGUGGGACGACUAGUGAAGACGUCGCUCCUCUGCACCGACCGCUGACACUAAAAUACCUUCUAAAAAAAAUCUUCCAGCAUCAGACUAAAACUGUAAUGUAAAUGUUGUAAGAACUGGCUGUAUAUUUAUUUUUUUGCCUUUUUUGCUCUUUUUUUUUUAACGAUUAUAAUAAGUAAUCCGUGCAAUACCUCAUCUGUUAGAUCUGUCACACAUUGUCAUCGUUAAAGCCUCAUUAGAAAGCACUUAACGCCCCCAUCAGCACAUUUCAUUAUGGACACUAUAAACCCCUCCGCUGACAGGAGUCUAACCGGAGUCUAACCGGGGAGUCUGAACCGGGGAGUCUGAACCGGGUUGUCUGAACCGGGGAGUCUGAACCGGGUUGUCUGA
Molecule: messenger RNA, 2487 nt
Organism: Eleginops maclovinus (Patagonian blennie)
Lineage: Eukaryota; Metazoa; Chordata; Actinopteri; Perciformes; Eleginopidae
Gene: wasla
Product: WASP like actin nucleation promoting factor a
Biological process (GO): actin filament organization
Molecular function (GO): actin binding
Source: RefSeq, a predicted model, not a curated record